This is a messenger RNA of Rhinolophus ferrumequinum (greater horseshoe bat), 7268 nucleotides long. It is a transcript of the gene ANKRD33B, whose product is annotated as ankyrin repeat domain 33B. The transcript is spliced from 4 exons. NCBI's taxonomy places the organism in Eukaryota, Metazoa, Chordata, Mammalia, Chiroptera, Rhinolophidae. The record is from RefSeq and is a predicted model, not a curated record. The coding region runs from base 1 to 1476 and encodes 491 amino acids. Gene Ontology annotation, molecular function: protein binding.
AUGGUGCUGCUGGCGGGGCCCGGGCCGGAGAGCGGCGGGGCGCUCUGCGUGUCUCCGCAGCCUACAUCGUCACCUCGGGACGCGCAGGCCGGGGAAGACCCCGCUGAGUACGAAGAGUACGAGGACUUCUCGCGUCUGCCCGACACCAGCAGUUACGCCUCGGAUGACUCCUUCUACCCUCCUGUAAGCGAAGAGGAGUACGGCGCCGUAAGCUCCUUAAGCGUCGGGGAGGGAGUCCCGGAGGACGUCCCGGAGGCGGCGACCCUCCUGCGCGCCGCCUGCUCUAACGACGUGGGGCUGCUGAAGGCUCUGGUGCGGAGGGGACCGCGCGCCGAGGAGGUGCGGGAGACGGAUCCCAACGGCCGGACUGCCCUUAUUGUCGCCUGCUACCACGGCUUUGUGGAUACUGUGGUGGUCUUAGCAGAGUGCCCCCACGUUGACGUCAACUGGCAGGACAGCGAGGGGAACACGGCCCUAAUCACAGCUGCGCAGGCAGGGCAUGCCACCAUCACCAACUACUUGUUGAACUAUUUCCCUGGUCUUGACCUUGAAAGGAGGAACGUGUUCGGGUUCACGGCUCUCAUGAAAGCUGCCAUGCAGGGCCGCACGGAGUGCAUCCGAGCCCUGAUGCUAGCAGGGGCAGAUGUCCACGCCAGGGAUCCCCGCCGCGGGAUGUCUCCCCAGGAGUGGGCCACUUACACGGGGCGCGUGGAGGCGGUGCGCCUCAUCCAGAGGUUGCUGGAGCGCCCCUGCCCGGAGCAGUUUGGGGUCAAGUACAAGCCAGAGCUGCCGCUGUCCCCCGAGGGGGUUCUGAAGCCGGCGAACUCCAAAAACUGCUUGCAGAGGCUCAGUGAGUUUGUGCGGUCCACCAUGACCUCGCGCGCCCGCUCACGCCAGGGCCUGGAGGAUGGGGGUGUCUUGGACCACAUGGUCAGGAUGACCACUAGCCUCUACAGCCCCGUGGUGGCCAUUGCGUGCCAGACCGUGUGCCCUGAGAACUCCCCCCGUGUGGGGAAAAGGCGGCUGGCCGUGCAGGAAAUCCUGGAAGCGCCUGGGAACCUGGACACACACGCCCAGCAGAGACACAAGGUGGAGGGCACAGAGCAGCAGCCCGGGGCCUCCCAGGUCGGGGGGCUGUCCAAAGAGGGGGCCCCGAGAGCCAGCCUCCCGUCUCUCCAGCUGCCAGGUGCCCCGCGGAAGGCCAGCCUCCUGCCCCUGCAGCUGCUGAGGCGGAGCAGCGUGCGGCCCGGCGCGGCCAUCCCCAGGGUGCGCGUCAGCAAGGCGCCCGCGCCCACCUUCCAGCCCGAGCGAGCGCCCCCGAAGGGCAGCACCAAGGACAGCGCCCACCUGCAGCUCCCCAAGUGGCGGUACAAGGAGGCCAAGGAGGAAAAGAGGAAGGCGGAAGAGGCGGAGAGGCAGCGGGUGGCCGCGGCGCAGAAGGAAAGGCGGGCGGUGCGCUGGCGGAAAAGGACGUGAGGAGAGCGCAGCCGGAGGGCAUGUGGCGCCGGGAGGCUCCGCGGGGAAGGACGCACCCGCCUCCCGUCCUCGCCGCUCCAGCGCCGCGCAUCCCGCGACGGGACAAUAUCCUUUGGGGACUCUCAAAACAGACCAUGUUCAGGCUGCUGAAUUGGGCAUAGCACACAUCGAUUUGCCUACAACCGGUUCCCCUAGCAAUUAAUACAUCUAGUGGGCUAUAUGCCUAAAAGGCUACCUUUAGAACCUCAGUUAAGAAAUUUUUAAGAUCAAUUUAUCAAAGGGCAAUUUCGGUAUAAUUUUGUAUUUUAAUUAUGGUCAAAUUUGCAGCAUUUUACCGGUUAUGGGGCUCUUUGUAUUUAAGACAGUUUUAAUGCAUUUGUCGGGAGACCCUUUGUUUAAAAUACUGUUUCUAGCAAUAAUUAUUUGCUAUCUCUAUGAUUUCAUACAGAAUUUGUGAAACUUUUCACAGUCUGUUUUGGUCUUGCCUUCUCAUUGUGGAUGUGCAGACCCCUGUAUGUGCUUAUUAAUUAGAUUAAGUGAGGCCAAAUAUAUGUUUCUAUUUGAUGGAGACAUUUUUACAGCAAAAUGAUCAAGUGAGACACAGGAAUCGGAUUUCCUUGUAUCUUAUUUUUUAAGCUCUCCUAUCUGUUCAGUAAUAAUGAAGAAAAACCUUUUGUCAGAGUAUGCUAGACCAAACUCAUUUUAAGUGAGGGAUUUUAGAUAAGUUGGAUACAAAAGCUUUAACAUAUUCGAAAACAGAUACAAGAGGAAACACUAUUUUUAAUAAAAUGGAGGCAAACCUAAUAAAUUAUUACUAGAAAUACAAAAUUAAGUCCUAUGUAGUCUUCGAUAAAUUAGAUUCAGAUAUCCUUCAAAAUGUAAAGAAGAUGCAAAAAUAAGGAACCCAGAGUGAAAACCACUGAAAUAGAUGGAGGUAAUUUUUAGAGGAACGGGUAUUGGAAUGGACUAUUUAUUAAGCAAACUUGUUUUGGGCAAACUCUCCUGGAGUGGUUUGGGCGGCUCCCUCCUCCAGACUCCGUUCCAAAGAUUCCUCGGUGUGAAAUUACUUUUAUUUCUCCUUUGACAACUGCCCAAUGUUCAGUUCAUCCUCACUCUGACUUUGUAGAAUUUCCACAAUGUGGGGACUUUGGCAGAGCAUGGAUGUGACUUGCCCUGGCCCCGAGCUCUCAGCGGGCGUUUUCCGUCCGUACUUUAUAUCUGCAAAGCACUGAGAAAUUCUAAGGCCUCUGUGGCCAUCUGGGUUGUAGAGUAUCUGUCAUAUAUGCACUACUGACAGCACUUUAUUUAAAGAGUGUCCUACUUGGAAGCUGUAGAUCAAACAUGUUACAGUUUGGAAGCUCUUUAUUGUAACCAUGGAUUUGCAGGUCAAACCCUGCUCCCUGGUUUUUCGUGACAAGCACCCCGCUGAGUCGUGGUGCACGUGUGUGGGCAGGGUGGCACUGGUCACUCCCUAUUCCCUCCCACUCACACCAUCUGGGAUUGUGAGAAUCUGGGAUCUCAUACUCACCUCUCCAAACACUCAGUGUCGUAUAUUGCGAGAUAGGUGUGAUAGUAAUUCAGCUUUUAAAGUAGAAUUGUACUGAGUUUUCCCCUCAUUCCAGAAAGUCCUAAGAAGAUGAGAACAGAGGUCUGGACCCACUUUGAGGACCACUGGUAUUGGUUGGCGGCAGGUCACCUUUGUGCCUAAGAGAUGGGAUUGGCCAGAUCCCCUUGGAUGAGAGGAGGGCUGGUUCUCGAGGUAGAAACACCCCUAGUCUCCUGAUGGUCUGAUCUGGCCUCUUUUAAGAUCAUUUUUCAUGUUUAUGCAUUUUUGUUGCUUUGAAUGGCUGGCUGCAUUUUCUCACUCAGGGAGGGGUCACUCCUUGCCCCUCUCCUCCAGGCUCAGUCAGGGGCAUUGACGGGCUCCUGCUCUCCACGUAGCCCCUCGGCUUUGUCCCCACAUUUGUUCCCUGCCAUCCCCUUCUCCUCCGCUCUUCUUCCUGCGUUGCCUUUUCUUCCUCUGCUCAUUUUCUUCUCCACAUUAGGCUACAUGCUGGCCCCGUUAUUCUGGGUCUGAAAAGGGCAGCAAAGCAAGGCCAUCAGGACGGCAAUGUGGUGUCCUAGCUGAGUGAUCAUGUCAUGCCUUCUAAGAGUAAGUGAAUGCUGGAUUUCUCCAGCGUCUGUGCAGGUAAUUUCGAAUUUUGGCUCAAAGCCCUCCUCCUGCUCCCCUGAUUUUUUUUAGGGAGGGAGCCCUAGUGUGUUCUCCUGACAGAUGACAGCACCCCCAUACUGAGCAGGGUGGGGGGUGGGGAGUCUGGUGUCUGCUUGCACCCCUGAUGUUUAUUAACUGUAAAUAGUGAAUUUCAAGUUGACAGGUACCUUCUCAGGGAUUUAUAUAUAAACAUAGUUAGAGGGAAAGUUGAAGUAUAUUUUAAUACUUUUUAGUGUUUGCUUGAAUUAUGGUUAAACUACACAGAAGACACGUUGCUAAGAUGACGUCACUGCUGCUGUUUUAGAGGGCGAUGUCUGGGAAUCGCCUCUCAGUUGAGAUUUCCUGGUUAUGGAAACCCCAGACCCUGGUACCUGAACUGGCUCUGGGGUGAACGUGAAGUCACUUCCGUGCCUCUCAGUUGCCUCCUGUGCAUGUGAACUCUUGUAUUUCAUAAAAAAAUAAAUUCACCCUGUAUGUGAGUCGUGGUGGCUGUGAUAACACAGAUGGGCCAUUCGUCGCGUUUAUCUCUAGAACUGGCUCCUUCCCGUCUGAUAUUGGGGUGUGUAGUGUGAAAUGACAGCUUUUCUGCUUAUGUCAAUCGAGUGUGCUUCCGCUAGCCCAGCACCAGGCUCACCGCUGGGUAGAAGGAAGGAGAAGCUGAGAGAGCGAGUUCGUCUGGACUGGCUUCGGUGUUCAGAGGCCACGCUUGCCACGUCUUUGGCUACACUAGAGGAAGUGCAGCACUUAACAUCAGGGACCUAUACUUUUCCAAAGCAACUCCCAACAGGCUCCCAGCAGCACGAGGCACCUCCAGAAUAUGAACAUGGGACAUUGCAAUACUUUGUCACCUCAACUGCUGGCACUCCUAAGACUCGAGGCUCAUUCUGUGGAAAAGGACAGAUUUCAUGAUGUCAGUUGGAAAAUGGGACUUGUGGGUGCAGAGGGACCAUUCCAGGCUGCCACUGCUCACUUCCUUCUGUGGUCAGGGAGUGACCAGGCUCUGGAAGUCCAGCGUGAGUGGAGAUGAAUCUGUGGUCUGUGAAACUGAAUCCCACGAGGUGGGGCCAGACCCCAGUCCUGCAAUGGAUGCAAAGCCUGCUGUCCCCACGGAAGAUUCAUGGGCACCAAGCUAUGAAGAAAAUUAUCCCUGAGAGGUAAAUAAAUGAGCCAAGACUAAGCAGUGGGUAUGAUUUGUCUCUUGUAGCUUCUGACGAGAGCACUCUACAUCCCCUCUUGUCCACACUACAUUCAGAGAGAAGACCUUCUUUUCAUCAUUUCACUAAGUUUGCUCUGCGACAUGAGUUAUGGCACUACUGUGAGUCAGGUGUUGAUCUUUCCCCGGGGUUCGCCUGGAGAUUCACGCUCCCUCAUUUUCCAUUCUAGUAUAAUACAGUUGUUCCCUGUAGCGUUAGGAUUUAUCAUAAACUCUUGUAAGCUCCCCGUCAGUCAGUCCUUUAUGUGAUAAAGUGCCAGCACUUUUUCUUGUUUACAGUAUUUGGGGAAAUCCUAACUUGCUACCCUCAGUCCCUUUCCACCCAUGGUGGGAACUGCUUGGAUUCUGCACUCGGCUGUGGGGACGUGGCGUGCAGACGCCCUGCAGGGCCUGUUCCUGUGGGCCUGGGCCUUGGUUUCCCCUGCAGCAGACUCCCAUCAGCCCCCUCUCAUCCAGGCAGCUGCCUGGAGGGCCAGGGUCUUCUGGAAAAAAAAAGGUGGAAGGUUGGUCACAGUUGCUCCUUAUACAACAACAAAGUCAUGUUUGUGACAACAAGCGGAAUUGGGAAAAAAAUCAUCACAGCAGGUCUGUUAACCACAAAGUACUUGCAACAGACACGGUUCUUCUUAGAAUGCCGAGUACCGUCUUCUCCAUCUCGCACCUCGAGGCAUCGAGAACUUGAUUUAUUCAUCUGUGUAGUUCUAUAGUCUGGUACUCACGUGUUUCUUCCCUAAGAUUUAAAAUAAGGGGCUGAAAAAUUCCUCUGGAAGUUAUUUUUGGAAAGAAAUAGAAAAGCCCACCCUCCCUGGAACACAGCUUCCUCGCUCUGACCCAGCCUGACUAAGAUGUACGGGCCAGGCGGGGCCCUUGUCGUGCGAGCACAGCCCUCAGCAGCAAGCUGUGCCAAAGUGGACAGUGUGUGCGAAGGUGUGUGUGCAUGUGCACAAACACUCGUGACCUGAAAGGAGACCAGGCUUUGUGCUCGCAAAGGUGACUGCUGCCAUGACUUCGCCGUGGCUCCCAGGGCUGUCAGGUGUGAUCUGCGUGGACGGUGUGUGUUUGGGAGGACUGGAACCGCCCAAGGCCCACUGCGAACACUUUGGCCAAAUGUGACCUGGGACAUAGCCGGCAUGCCCUAAGCCAGGUGUUUUUGUUGAGAGGUGGUGUUGGCCCCGGUGACUGAUAUAGGAGCCCCUCGGUGAGGUCCUAGAGCCAGGUCUGGGUUAUUGCUAGUCACGGAGAUGUGAGCGCCACUAGGCAUCCAGCCUGUGGCCACGGGAGGGGCUGAAUCCCCUGAAAUUUGGCACCAAAUUAACCAUAGAAUCCUGAGGAAGUCCGGGGAUUUUCCUGAGUCUGCCUAAGUAUUAGGUACUCUAAUCAAAAGGAACAGCUUGGGUUUUGAGAGACAUUGUUUCCUCAUCAUGUGGCACCUUUAUGUUGUUUUUAAGGGUAAUGUAGGAGACAAGAAUGAACCCAGCCAUUCCAGGUAGAGCCGUGGCGUGUGUUGGCUUGAUGCUUUCUCCAGUUUUGGGAGGUUGUAUUGAAGCACUUUAACACCAGUUUUGGAGCAGAAGUUCUAGAAGCUGGUUGGGCAUUGCACAGCUGUGUAGAAUUUGAUGAAAACCAUAAAAGGAUGCUCUACACCCAGAAAUGUUGUCAGUAACCCGUGGAGCCCUUGGAACAUUGUGAGGGAUUUGAAUAAUGCACCCCAUUUAAAUAAACAGCUAAUCUCAUUUCAAUUCUCUUCAUUCGAAUCAUUGUUCUGCAUGGCAGUUAGCAGGUGUCUGAGGGUGUGAACGGGCUUGCACUGGGUGCCAGGUUCUAAGGUACGUUUCAUCGUGGUAUAAGCUCUGUUUUCUGAAUGUAAAGCUAUUUUCCUUGUCAUUUCUAAAAAACUGGUAGGUUUCUGGAUAUUGUAAAAACAUUGACUACAGAUAUAAUUCUGUACAUUCCAUAGUGUUUUAUUUUGAAGUGAGAGUUUUGUUAGUUUAUAAGAGAUAUUUUCCUAUUUAGACCUCAGGGCUAUUUUGGGACCUACAAAUAAAUGUGACCCCAGCAGCUUCAGUUCUUGAUAUCCAAAAGGUUAAUAAAUCUUUAAGUUAAACAUGAUAUACUGUUCAGCAGAAAGAAUGUGUCUUUCCCUUUUCAAUGUUUAACAAGUUCUGUACUUAAUGUUUAAAAGUAUAGAAAAAAUGUGAUAAUGUAAAAAUGUGGGGAAAUUGUGGCUACAGAAUUAAAAACCACUCAUGAAAUAAACAUUCUUAUGGUACAAUAGUGUGGUAUUUGAAUAAACCUAAGUGUGUAUAAAUUAGAAAAUGAAACCAUGUAUACCAGUAUUUUUAAUGUCACUUACUUUGAUUGAAAUAA